Messenger RNA from Cryptosporidium ubiquitum, 1089 nucleotides. RefSeq lists its product as uncharacterized. The transcript has a single exon. Bases 1 to 1089 code for a protein of 362 amino acids. The record is from RefSeq and is a predicted model, not a curated record. Lineage: Eukaryota; Apicomplexa; Conoidasida; Eucoccidiorida; Cryptosporidiidae.
AUGCAUGCAAAGCUCAUGAGUAGUCAAAUUCUCUUUACCGCAUUAUUACUAAUAUCAAUCAUUUGUGAAGUUGGCUGUAUAGUGAAUUUUUUGGAUUUUUUUAAAAAGUUUGAGGAAGAUUUAGGGCAAAAUAAGUUAAUUACUGAUCAAUGUAGUACUACUAAACAAGAAGAAAAAUUGAAAUGUUAUUGGGGAAUUCUAGAAAAUGAGUUAAUUCACUUACUGAGAGCAGCAAAGAGUGAUAGUUAUGGUAUAUUUGGUUUUAAUGGCACCACUAAAACUCUCAUUUUCCUAAGAAGAUUAAUUGAUUUAACCAGUAAAACCCCAAAAUUAAAAACAAAUAAGAGAUUUGAAGCAUAUCAGAAUCAUCAAUAUUUAAAUAACUCAUUAAUUGAUGCUCAUGAUAUUAGGUGGUAUAAUUACUAUGAGCUCGAGGAUGUUGAAAGAAUAGUGAAUAGGCUUGCUAAUUUAGAUUUAGUUAAUUAUGGUAUAGUGAAUUUUAGAAAUGAAAACAGUCCUUUUGGAAACAAUUCAAAGAAAUUGACUAUUAAGUUAAUUAUCCUGUCUAUUCUUUACAAACAGUAUUCCAUGGAUAAAUUAAACUACAAAAAAACAAUCAAAGAUAAUCAUUCACAAAAAAAUUAUACCAGGAAUCUAUUAAAAGCUUUUAAUACAGAAAUGGCCAUACUAGAGCAAGAUAUUGGGAGUUUGAUUAAGAAAUCGGAAGUUUAUAGGGAAAAAAAGAAAACAAUGAACAGUUUUAUUAAAAAACUUACAUUUUUAAUGAAAUAUAUUAAAUCAGAAAUAAUAAUAUUUUUAGAUAAAACAAGCAAUUUAUUUGAUAGUAUUAAAAAAAAAUUAUAUUCCCGAAUUUUGAAUUAUUAUUUAUGGUUAAUCAUACUGGCAAAGUUAUUCUUUAUAUUCUCAAGAAAAUUAAUAUCAAUGAUCUUACUUUUUGAUCACAUAAUAAUAUUUAUAUUGGAUAACUUUGAAGAUUACUUAUUUAUGUUAAUAAGUCUACAAUUUACAUUUGAAAUGGCUUUUACUUUUAUUCAAGAAAUAUAUUCAGCAUUAAUAAGCUUAAAUUGA